GCAAUUGUUCCACGCUUUUCUUUUAAUGACUAAGAGUGUGUCGAGACGCGCCGGGAGAUGUGUUAAGUGUUAUUGUUUUAUAUUGAUGCGCAUGCGCCGAGCCGCUCCGCGCAGUGAUCGCUUUGUGACGCGCCGCAUGAAUGUGCCUCGAUUGUUUUCGGCUUGACAUUUUGUUUGUAAACAAAAAAUCGUUUGACUUCUACUUUUGGUAUUUCCAGAUGUAAUUUAAGACAGGCAGCGCUAAGAUAGACUCGCACCCAUUGUCCUGAGCGCACACCGCCAUUCGCAUUCAUCAUCAGUCGAGCCAAAUAAAGUGAUAAAAUAAUAAUUACACUGAAGUUGCGAAAUGAUUACUAAAUACAAACUGCAUUUAAAUACGACAAAAGUUACUCGAAGCGAUUAAGUGUUAAAAUUUAUUCAUCACAAUGGUAAACGGCAAUUACGUGUUGUACGGCGACAGGCCGUCGUCCGAAUCCGAAAUAGUGGAGGAUCAUGUGCACGCGCGCGCCGCCGAGAAGAAAACCAAGAGGAAACCAAACAGAACCGCCAACGAACUGCAGUACUCCCUGAACCUCGCGCAACUGGACAACGAGACGGAUUCUGUCAAGUACGAGAAGAAAGUGAAGGAGCCGAGACUACUCCGCUAUGUGCCCACUACUGACGUAGAGGAGCACUUCGUCAGUGAAAAGUUCGAAACAUAUGACUUGAAAGCCACGGACGAGCCACCCCGUCGGUACGCCUUCACGAAGAAACCUAAGAACCCUGCGGAUGGAUCGAUUAACUAUGCUUACUCUAGAUCGAGCAGCAGUUGCAGCUCUCCCAAUGGAAACUUGCCGACCAUAUCCGAGCACGGGGAACAGUUCAGUACGUACCGCAUUCGAUCCAUCCGCACGCCGACUGACGAAGAAGUCAGUCACGCUUACGAAACGAAACUGGACAAAUACUUCUCCAGGCCGCGGGAAGUGAAGACGUUCGUGGCCAAGGGCUCGCAUCCCGAUAGCCUGUACCGCGUCCCGGUAGGCAGCGGCGUGGCCAGCAGUAAGGUGGUGCGAGUGCUGCGCAUCUUGCGAUGGCCAGUCGCCCUCUUCAGUGUUUGUAUCGCUCUGGCUAUCUUCGUGUAUUUCCUCAUGCCAGACAACCUAUCAUCAGAGUACAGCACCGUGAACGCGACAUCAUGGCAGGAGGACACCGCCAGCGCCCAGUCCCGCAUCCAGCCCGGCAAGCCGAACCGCAAACCGCCGGAGCAAGGCCAACACGGACCGCAAAAAGGCAACAUACGUACAAAACCACAGGAAAUUGAUUUCUACGAUGCUGAGAACGUAAAGACUAUCGAUUUAACAUCAUUAAUGGAAACAGUCACGGAAAACAGUGAGAAAAGAACUCCCGUCCCUCCGGUGUUCCCCACCCAUAUCGCCCCGGAGGUGCAGUACGGUAACGAGAGAGCCGAUAAGGAGAAAAUGAGGUCUCCCAAAUUAAUUGAUACAGUUAUGAACAGCGAUGAAUCCACUCUAAAACCGCACAUCACUCAAAGCCCGGAGAGACCAUUGGCUAUUUACUUUGAUGAGGGCAAGGUAGCCACUUCUACUGAAACCAUAACCCGCGCAGAGAGCAACAAUGAUAUUUUGCAUUAUGAUGAAAAAGAGUUGCCAAAGACCACAGAGGAGACGACAAGUAAGCCAUAUUCACCAGUUUACAAAGACACGUCAUUGUACAUACGCAAGGAACACUCUAAAUCAAAGCAACGACCUACCGAACCCGACCUAACUCAGGCGCUCCACGAAUAUUAUCGCCUCACUCCCAUAAAUCACGAUAACCGUUUCACGUCGGGCCACUCGAAACUUUUCGGCAUUUCCAUGGAAGACGCGCAGAGCAUGAAGUCCACAACACAGAGCACACUGUAUAACACGCGCGUCUCGCCCACGCUGCCGACUUGGCGCGACAACGCCGAUUCAACCACUAAAAAAUAUCCCUUAAAUACCAAUUUGGAUGUGUCACAAUGUCGUUCGACUCAUCUGGGUCUGUGCCGCGGCGUACUGCCGUACGACCUGGCGGGGCCGGCGGCGACGCUGGACGGCGUCGACGUCACUGACCUGCUGCCGCAAAUGGAGUACCUCGUCUCCUCCAACUGCAGUGAGCGCACCGCGCACUUCCUCUGCAGCCUGCUCGAGCCCGAGUGUAGCCCCACUCCCUACCUACACAAGAUGCCCUGUUAUAGUCUCUGUAGAGCGGUAGCAGAACAUUGCGAUGGCUCGAUACCGCGGGACUUGCUGGGCGUGUUCGGAUGCACGCGGUACCCGACGGGCGGGUGCGCGGCAGCGCGGGCCCCGUGCGGCGCUCGCGAGCUGCCCUGCGGCGACGGCAGCUGCGUGCCCAGUCAUUGGGCCUGCGAUGGUGCUGCCGACUGCCCCGCUGCUGAGGACGAAGCGCACUGUACCGCCUGCGCCAGCAACGAGUUCCGAUGUCCAUCGGGCGGAUGCGUGCACACCCGCUGGUUGUGCGACGGGUACGCGGACUGCCCGCGCGGCGAGGACGAAACGGAGCAGCAGUGCGCCGCGCGCCGCGAACACGACGAUGAGCAGGUCACCGACGCCGAUCCCGAGCCCGGUGAGGAGCCCGCGGGUUCCGCCCCCGCUCUUGCCGUGCGCAGGCCCUUCCAAACGUCCAAAGGGUACGCCGACGACAGUGUUCAUCGGAACGGAGAAACUGAAAGCAGUAAAGAAAUACUUAUGACUAGCGAUAGUAAAAACGGCCUGAAACGUAAUUUUACUCGGCGACCGUCGCCCGCCCGUCUCUCGCCCUACAGCCGCCCCAUUAUCCACGACACCAAGACACAGAGUAAAGGUAAACUGGACCCGAGAGUUAAGAUAAAGACAAAUCAGAGGAAGGCAUCCCGGACCACUCUCCGUACCACCACGACAUCUCAGCACAUGGCAGAAGAUAACAAAGAGAAUAUAAGGGAAAGCAUAUCAGAUAUGGGCGUACAUCUUGAUAAAUCAAUAAAUAACCUGGAGAAGGUUAUAAACGGUGCAACAAUGUUAAAGAAAGCGGGCGAGCCGCAAGAGGAUGCGGGCGAGUCUGGUGAGGGCAAGGGGGAGGGUGGUAGCGGGGGCGGGGACAAGACGGAGGAGCCCCGCAGUCACCGCGGUACCGGCCGCUACAGCAGCCCGGCGCGUGCGCACGCCUCGCCUUGCCCCAGCGGCGAACUGCGCUGCGUCGACGGCAGAUGUAUCACACUGGCCCAGCUGUGCGACGGCACCAUCGACUGCUCCGACCACGCCGACGAAGACAACUGCUACACGUGACCGUCUAACAAUACAAGAAAACAAAUUAUCCUGUAAAAUUCCUUUAAUAGCAUCUCAGUCAUGUAGAAAACAUUCCAUUUAUAAGCUAACUUAAGUUAAACUAUAAGUUUUAUAAGAUAAACUAAGAUAAGUCUUUAGUUAUAAACUUUUAGCCUAUAUUAUAUGGUUAAGAAUUUGCUAUUCUUACCGUAGUUAUCCACUGACAUAAUACAUUUAUAUAUUGCCAUCACCCUCAUACUCUUAGAAAAACCUGAGAUAACAAUUUUUUUAAUAAGGUGUUUCAGUAGUGCAAAACCAACGGUUAGAUUUGACGUCAAAUAAAAAU
Molecule: messenger RNA, 3627 nt
Organism: Papilio machaon (common yellow swallowtail)
Lineage: Eukaryota; Metazoa; Arthropoda; Insecta; Lepidoptera; Papilionidae
Exons: 11
Coding region: 426-3302 (958 amino acids)
Cellular component (GO): plasma membrane
Molecular function (GO): protein binding
Source: RefSeq, a predicted model, not a curated record